AUGAGCUCAGCUCCAAAUACUGCUAUUCGUAGACCAACCACACAGCCACAACUUGGCUUUUUCGUUUAUUUACUAGCAUUUAUGGCUGUAAUUGGUGGUUUUUUAUUUGGCUAUGAUACGGGAAUUGUCUCGAGUACGAUGCUUUAUGUGGAACAUAAUGUUGGUAUGAGACCAAUGAGUACACUUUGGAAAGAACUUAUCGUCAGCAUAACACCAGGCACAGCUGCGAUCGGUUCACUUUUUGCCGGUCCAGCAUCUGAUUAUUUCGGAAGAAAGAAAAUCAUCUUAUCAUCCAGUACUGUGUUCGUAUUAGGUGCUGUUAUCUGUGCGAUUGCUCCAGAAAAAGUAACAUUACUUAUUGGAAGAUUUCUACUCGGUUUUGCUAUAGGAUUUGCAUCAAUGACAGUGCCAAUUUACGUUGGUGAAGCAUCCCCUUCACACAUUCGUGGUAUUCUACUUACUGGUUUUCAGUUAAUGAUUACUUUUGGCUUGAUGGCUUCCAAUAUCAUAGCUGGUGGAUUCUCAUAUAUUGACCCUGUGAAUACUGGCUGGCGUUUAAUAUUCGCAUUUGCUGCUUUACCCGGAAUAAUACAAUUCAUUGGCUUUUUGUUCCUGCCAGAGAGUCCCCGAUGGUUGUAUAAAAUGGAUCAAAAAGAAGAAGCUUGUAAGGUCUUGAGCAAAAUCUACAAUGGGUACGAGGACUGGAUAGCCUAUGAAAUUUCUGAAAAUGCGGAAUCAUUGGAAAGUGAAAAGAAAGCCAAGGAAGCCGUCGGUGAGUCGAUGUUGCUUGGACGAAUCUUGACAACACCACAUGUUCGGAAAGCACUUAUUAUUGGAUGUUCCUUGCAAGCUUUUCAACAGCUUUCUGGAAUUAACACCAUUAUGUAUUACACGGGCACAAUAAUUCAAUCAGCUGGUAUUCAAGAUCCACAUACAGCGAUCUGGAUUUCAGCUGGCAUUUCAAGUGUCAAUUUCUUGGCCACAUUUGUACCAAUGUAUCUAAUAGAGCGUAUUGGACGUCGGCUACUGCUGUUCAUAUCAAUGACUGGUGUAAUAUUGGCAUUAUUCGCUAUGGGAUCUGCAUUUCUAUUAAUAAAUCUUGAUUCAGCUCCCUCACUAGAUCCAAACACCAUCUCUCUCGACACUACCGUACACCACUAUAUGCAAUGUCGAGUUUUAAGCAACUGUGAUCAUUGCGUUACUGAUGAAAAAUGUGGCUUUUGCCAACCGAGUCUCGACUCGCCUGAAGGUUAUUGUUUACCAUAUUCACGCACAUCCCCCGAACGAUCACUGACUGGUCCGUGCGAAAACAGUAAUGUAACAACGACCAAAUGGGAAAAUUCAUUCUGUCCAUCAAAAUAUGCAUUUAUACCAAUUGCUGUCAUGGUGGUUUACUUGGCAUUCUUUUCUAUUGGUUAUGCACCAAUGCCAUGGGUGUUAAAUGCGGAAUUUUAUCCACUUUGGGCACGAGGUACAUGCUGUGCAUUGUCAACAUGCUUCAAUUGGACAUUUAACUUGAUUAUCUCUUUGACAUUUUUAUCCCUCACGCAAGCUGCUACUAAAUAUGGCGCAUUUUUCAUCUAUGGUUGUAUAACAUGCAUUGCGCUUGUCUUUUUCUACUUUGCCAUACCCGAGACAAAGGGCUACAACAUUGAAGAAAUCGAAUUACUGUUCAUGUCUCGACCUAAGCAAAGACAACAAAUAGUGCCAAUGGCUGAUCAACGAUUUAAUGAAAAAAAGCAUCGCGAUAUGACAACAGUCACUUGUAAUCAGUCAGAUGUAUUUUGA
Molecule: messenger RNA, 1788 nt
Organism: Acanthocheilonema viteae
Lineage: Eukaryota; Metazoa; Nematoda; Chromadorea; Rhabditida; Onchocercidae
Source: the annotation of a GenBank genome assembly